Messenger RNA from Mandrillus leucophaeus (drill), 1563 nucleotides. It is a transcript of the gene GRAP2, whose product is annotated as GRB2-related adaptor protein 2. Lineage: Eukaryota; Metazoa; Chordata; Mammalia; Primates; Cercopithecidae. The transcript has 8 exons. The record is from RefSeq and is a predicted model, not a curated record. Bases 277 to 1269 code for a protein of 330 amino acids. Gene Ontology annotation, cellular component: ESCRT-0 complex. Gene Ontology annotation, biological process: protein transport to vacuole involved in ubiquitin-dependent protein catabolic process via the multivesicular body sorting pathway. Gene Ontology annotation, molecular function: protein binding.
AAGAGUCAUAAAACCUUUCUGUGCUGGACCGGUUCAUGUUAAGUCUGAGUUCCUCAAUCGCUGGUUCUCAGGAGCUGUUUGGAAAAUUCAUUGCCAUGCACGAGUCGGGGGAUUGGUUUUUUCCCACUGGAAAUUGUUAAUGGGGACUGCAUUAGCGGCCCCUUAUCGCUUUGCCUGAUAGAGAGACAGCAGGUUCACCCAAACAAUUCUGGAAUCCUGAUCACUGCCAAUUAGGGGAGUAUUGUCUGGCUGACAUAAUCAACUUCACCUUACGGCAUGGAAGCUGUCGCCAAGUUUGAUUUCACUGCCUCAGGUGAGGAUGAACUGAGCUUUCACACUGGAGAUGUUUUGAAGAUUUUGAGUAACCAAGAGGAGUGGUUUAAGGCGGAGCUUGGGAGCCAGGAAGGAUAUGUGCCCAAGAAUUUCAUAGACAUCCAGUUUCCCGAAUGGUUUCACGAAGGCCUCUCUCGACACCAGGCAGAGAACUUACUCAUGGGCAAGGAGGUUGGUUUCUUCAUCAUCCGGGCCAGCCAGAGCUCCCCAGGGGACUUCUCCAUCUCUGUCAGGCAUGAGGAUGACGUUCAACACUUCAAGGUCAUGCGAGACAACAAGGGUAAUUACUUUCUGUGGACUGAGAAGUUUCCAUCCCUAAACAAGCUGGUGGACUACUACAGGACAAAUUCCAUCUCCAGACAGAAGCAGAUCUUCCUUAGAGACAGAACCCGAGAAGACCAGGGUCACCGGGGCAACAGCCUGGACCGGAGGUCCCAGGGAGGCCCACACCUCAGUGGGGCUGUGGGAGAAGAAAUCCGGCCUUCGAUGAACCGGAAGCUGUCGGAUCACCCCCCAGCCCUUCCCCUGCAGCAGCACCAGCACCAGCUACAGCCUCCGCAGUAUGCCCCAGCGCCCCAGCAGCUGCAGCAGCCCCCACAGCAGCGGUAUCUGCAGCACCACCAUUUCCACCAGGAACGCCGAGGAGGCAGCCUUGACAUAAACGAUGGGCACUGUGGCACCAGCCUGGGCAGUGAAAUGAAUGCAGCCCUUAUGCAUCGGAGACACACAGACCCAGUGCAGCUCCAGGCAGCAGGGCGAGUGCGGUGGGCCCGGGCGCUGUACGACUUUGAGGCCCUGGAGGAUGACGAGCUGGGUUUCCACAGCGGGGAGGUGGUGGAAGUCCUGGAUAGCUCCAACCCAUCCUGGUGGACCGGCCGCCUGCACAACAAGCUGGGCCUCUUCCCUGCCAACUACGUGGCACCCAUGACCCGAUGAACCCUUCAGGGGACAGAAGCUUUUUGUCUGGAGCUGCCCACAAGGAAGGGGGCAAGGAAAAAAGGCUGGACUCCAUGACUAUAUAUACAUACAUCUGUCUGCGUCUGCCUGUGUACACACAACAUUUUAUACUAGUAAUUUAUUGGCAAUUGGGCUGGUAAUUAGUUGAUGCAAAAGGGAACUCAGGUGGAGAAGAAUAUUCACACUUGCUUUUCUGCUCCCCUCAGGGGUGUGUGGAAGGCACUGGGGGAGUUGGGAGGGGGGCAGGGAGAUGAAAUGGAGCUUUGUCCUGGC